Molecule: messenger RNA, 1372 nt
Organism: Manihot esculenta (cassava)
Lineage: Eukaryota; Viridiplantae; Streptophyta; Magnoliopsida; Malpighiales; Euphorbiaceae
Exons: 6
Coding region: 108-1181 (357 amino acids)
Source: RefSeq, a predicted model, not a curated record
AUUUUUAGAACGUUGGCCACAAUCUUAGUCUUUUUAAAACCUCCUCCUUCAUUGUGAUUUCUCCCUUUGAAACUAGCCGUUACAUCUCUCCCCUCCAUCCCUCUCUCAUGGCUGCUUCACUUGACUCCCCAUCUCCUUCAGUCCACCUCAACAAGGAGUCGACAAGCUUCAUGGUCUCUUCACCUCUGUUCAGCCCUGCCUCGGACAGGCGUUUCUGGAGCGCUCUUCGAAGCCGGAUCGAUACGCUUCUUGAGCACCGCCAAGCCAAGGUUUCCGCAGGCCAAGAUCAACUCAAUCUUGGUCCAUCUUCAGCCACCCGUGUGAGUGUAGGAGAAUCUGAUCGAGCCAAGAGAAUGAAGGAGGACUCGUUGCUUUUGCUAAGAGGUUUUGACUCCGUCUCUCAAACUCUCUCUCAGCUCUCUAAUAAUCUGGACAACGCUCUUCAGGGAGCUAGAUGUCUAGCAGAACCACCCACAUUGAGGCAGAUAUUUCAUAGCAAUCUCAACAACUCAGAGACUAAACAAGAGGGUUCCAAAAAGGAACAGAAUGAAGAAAAAGAAGAGGAAGAAGGAAAUAACCCAGAGGAUCAAGGAAAUAAAGGAUCAAAAAGAAAGUUUGAUCAAACUGAUAGCUCAUUGCAUCAAGGAAAUAGUUCACGCAAGGGAAAUGAUCAGAGCCCAAAAGAUACGAAGCUAAAGAAAGCCAAAAAUUUGGCAGUUUCCAUGGCCACGAAAGCAGCUUCACUCGCAAGAGAACUGAAGUCAAUAAAAUCUGAGUUAUGUUUUAUGCAAGAGAGAUGUACUCUGCUCGAAGAAGAGAACAGGAGGCUUCGAGAUGGAUUCUCUGAAGGGAUCAGACAAGAGGAAGAUGAUCUGAUGAGGCUUCAAAUGGAGGCACUGUUUGCUGAAAAAUCCAGAUUAGCAAGUGAAAAUUCAAAUCUGAUUAGGGAAAACCAAUGCCUUCACCAACUGGUGGAGUAUCACCAACUCACUUCUCAAGAUCUCUCUUCAUCUUAUGAGCAACUCAUCCAUGGAAUGUGCUUAGACUUUUCUUCUCCAUCAUCAUCCAUAAAGGAAGAGGCAGAAAAUGCAGAUAAUAAGGAAGUUCCACAAACACCAAGAGCAAACAUUUUUGCCUUCGAUGCUUCUCUUGAUGAGUGCUUUCACAAAGAACGGCAGUAGGGUUGAUGCUAGACGAAAUCUGCAUAUGGUUUUGUCAAUAAAAUUGGGUUUUGGGUUUUAGGUGAUUUGUAAAUUUUUUUUGAUGUACUUCCAAGGAUGCUGUGAUAAUAAAGUAAACAAACAACAUUGAUGUUAUGUAAGAAUUCAUUUCUUUUCUUCUACAUUCUAAAUGAAAGGAGCAUUUCCAUCUA